CCUGUGUACAUAACAGGGUCAGUACUAACUUCUGCUCUCUCUCUCUCUCUCGCUCUCUGCAGGUGUUCACCAGGUAUGGGAAGUGUUACAUGUUCAACGCAGCGGAGGAGGGGAAGACGCUACGGACCACCAUGAAGGGAGGGACGGGGAACGGCCUGGAGAUUAUGCUGGACAUCCAGCAGGACGAGUACCUACCCGUGUGGGGCGACACAGAGGAGACAGCGUUCGAGGCGGGAGUGCGGGUGCAGAUCCACAGCCAGGCAGAGCCCCCGUUCGUCCACGAGCUGGGCUUUGGCGUUGCCCCGGGCUUUCAGACCUUUGUUGCCACUCAGGAGCAGAGGCUGACCUACCUGCCUCCUCCGUGGGGYGAGUGUGAGUCCAAGGCCCUAGACUCUGGCUUCUUCCAGGUCUAUAGUGUGACAGCUUGCAGGAUCGACUGUGAGACACGCUACAURGUGGAAAACUGUAACUGCAGGAUGGUGCACAUGCCCGGUGAUUCUCCAUUCUGUACCCCUGAACAGUACAAAGACUGUGCCGAGCCUGCCCUUGCCAAGUUGUCAAUGCUGGAGAGUAGUAACUGCAUCUGUAGGACACCAUGCAACAUGACACGCUACAACAAGGAGCUGUCCAUGGUCAAGAUCCCCAGUAAGACCUCAGCACGCUACCUGGAAAAGAAGUUCAACCGCUCUGAGAAAUACAUCACGGAUAACAUCCUAGUCCUGGAUGUGUUCUUUGAGGCCUUGAACUAUGAGACCAUUGAGCAGAAGAAAGCCUACGAAGUGGCAGGCUUACUGG
Messenger RNA from Salvelinus sp. IW2-2015, 795 nucleotides. RefSeq names its product acid-sensing ion channel 2. Gene Ontology annotation, biological process: sodium ion transmembrane transport. Gene Ontology annotation, cellular component: plasma membrane. NCBI's taxonomy places the organism in Eukaryota, Metazoa, Chordata, Actinopteri, Salmoniformes, Salmonidae. Gene Ontology annotation, molecular function: ligand-gated sodium channel activity. The record is from RefSeq and is a predicted model, not a curated record.